UUUUGGCUUCAAAAAUUUGAAGGGAGCUUUCGACACUUCCAUUCAGUGGCAAAUUAAACGCAAAAAAUUGUGUGAAAUCGUUUGUGCUCAAACAAAUUUAUAUUUGUACUGCAAAUGCUUUUUUCAUUUCUGAUCAAAAUUCCAAAGACGUCAAAAUGUUUUCCUCAAUUAAUUUUCUAUUUCUAAUAUCGCUGGCGGUCACGACGUGGAUCAUACUUUGUUAUUUCAAACAAAUCGAACAGCAACGCGAGGAUCAAAUGACUAUAGAGCUCCACAUGAAUGAGGCUUUUGAAGACACCGUGAAGGCAAAUGCUUGCUUCGAGAAUUAUGAUAUUUAUUUGAAUUUUUUGGCAAUUUUCGCAUGCAUUUACGCGCUGGCAAGGGUGGCAUCCGUUGCCGAAAAUUACGUCGCUCAGCAAGUACAUGCGCGCUUCAAACUAGCGAAAUUGCCCAGCAGUGCGUCGGCGAUAGAGCCAAGCUCCAUGGAGGAACUUAGCAUGCAGCAUUUGCAGCUCACCAUGCAAGUCGAAUACUUGGAGAAGGAAAACGCCAAAUUAGAACAGAAAAUUAAACAAUUAGAACAGACAAACUUUAUAUUGGGAGGAAAUCGAUUCAGACCGCUAAGUACCGUCAGAUUGCUUCCGAGCAACUCGCAAGGCAACGCCCAACCGGACAGCUGUAACAACAAAACACCUUCAGACGGUUUGCUACAUACUUGCAGCUGUAGUGGAGGUGGCAGUGAGGCAGAGGGUAGCAUAGGUGUUGAAGGUGUGGCUUGUAAUCAGACCGCAACUGUCUGCGGUGGGGGAAAUGCCAUGAAUGAAGGCGUCGUCCGCGCUUUAACUUGUGGCCUAAUCGGCUUUAGGGAUGUAUAUAUACGAGAUCAUUUUCAACAGGUAUAUGUGAAUGAAGGCAAUAUAGAAUUGCAAUUUCAAGACUUUAACCAAGAAGGUGGCAACAUCACGCAAAUCUGGCAAAAAUAUUUGGAAAUGCAAAAAUAUGCGAUUCAAAAGCCGACCACGCCUCAUAAGGCAACGGAGAUGGCAAAUGCUGUGCCUAUUGUUGUAUCCACCGAAGAGCUACAAACGUUACAAGGUAACCAGAAACAACAACAGCAAAGGGGUAAACGCCAACCGCAACGCAUUCGCUCACUCAUUCCAGCUACCAAUUCAAACGAUAAAAAGCAAAUAAACAAUAUUCACCCAUCAUUAACAUACACGCACCGCCAGACACAUACGCAUAUACCGGAAACAAAUCUCACUUUACCCAUAAAAAUUUACUAUAAAAAUCUAUUGGUUUGCCUAAUGUGUUGGUUUUUCUAAGAACCAUUGUUCUAUAAUUCUAAUCUAUGUAUAUAUCGAUAAGCCUGUGCCAUCUCACAUCUCAAUUU
This is a messenger RNA of Ceratitis capitata (Mediterranean fruit fly), 1390 nucleotides long. RefSeq lists its product as hypothetical. The record is from RefSeq and is a predicted model, not a curated record. The transcript is spliced from 2 exons. The coding region runs from base 156 to 1322 and encodes 388 amino acids. Lineage: Eukaryota; Metazoa; Arthropoda; Insecta; Diptera; Tephritidae.